AAUUAAAUUCUUAGGGUUAGGGUUUUGACCCUCAGGUUCGAUUUCAUUCUCCAUUUUCACGUUGCACUUUCGUCGGCAACAGAGUUACGAUUCCGAUUGUUGGGAUUUCCAUGGCGACGCCAGCAGUGAAUGCUCCAGCAAAGAGGAAGCCCGUGUUCGUAAAAGUAGAAGAGCUUAAGCCUGGUACCAGCGGCCACACUCUCACGGUCAAGGUGGUGAGUUCCAAAAAUGUGAAGGUUGUCAAUAAAGGUGGGCGAUCCACCAUGCUUACUGCUCGCCCUCAGCAAUUAACUCGAAUUUCUGAAUGUCUUGUUGGUGAUGAGACUGGUUCCAUCGUCUUCACAGCUCGAAACGACCAAGUUGAUAUCAUGAAGCCAGGAAACACUGUGACCCUGCGGAAUGCAAAGAUUGACAUGUUCAAAGGUUCUAUGAGGUUAGCAGUAGAUAAAUGGGGACGAGUUGAAGUUGCCGAACCAGCCAACUUUGAGGUUAAAGAGGACAACAAUCUCUCACUGGUUGAAUAUGAAUUGGUUAACGUUGAAGAAUGACUUCGAAAUAUGCAAUGUUAAUUAUGAUGGAUUUACUUUCCUAUUGUGUGGUGAACUGCUAUUUAACUGGUAUACAGUUUCUAUAUGGCAACACAAAUCUUGCUGAAGGUAAUAUAAGUUGAUUAUUGCUGUGCCUACUAUGCUUAAUUUGGAUCUGAUGUGAUAAAGAUCUUGAAAGGCAAAUUGCAAAUGUUGCUUUCUGAUCAUAUUAUUUGGAAAAGUAAAUAGAAGGUUUUUGCCAAUGUACCUUCGUUUUGGUGUCUUA
Benincasa hispida (wax gourd) is the source of this 813-nucleotide messenger RNA. RefSeq lists its product as uncharacterized. Lineage: Eukaryota; Viridiplantae; Streptophyta; Magnoliopsida; Cucurbitales; Cucurbitaceae. The record is from RefSeq and is a predicted model, not a curated record.